AUGAUUAGCGUCACCGUUACUCGAAAUAUCGUCGGCAUUAUCGGGAACGUCAUCUCCUUUGGCCUUUUUUUCUCCCCUGUAACAACAUUUUAUAAAAUAAUAAAGAAUAAGUCCAUGCAAGAGUUCAAGCCAGAUCCUUACAUUGCAACUGUUCUAAAUUGUAUGUUUUGGGUAUUUUAUGGAAUGCCUUUUGUUCAUCCCGACAGUGUUUUAGUCGUCACCAUUAAUGGAGUUGGUCUUUUUAUUGAACUUGCUUAUUUGACAAUUUUUGUCAUCUUUGCUGAUAACAAAGGACGGAAAAAAGUCGGUAUUUGUUUGUUGAUAGAAGUCAUAUUUGUCGGUAUCAUUGUUGCAAUAACAAUGUUAGCUUUGCAUGGAACCAAAAAUAGAUCCUUGAUGGUUGGAAUCAUUUGUGACAUUUUCAACAUCAUGAUGUAUAUUUCUCCUCUAACCAUCAUGAAAAAAGUGAUAACAACAAAGAGUGUGAAGUAUAUGCCUUUUCCACUUUCAUUGACAAACUUUCUCAAUGGUUGCGUUUGGACAGCUUAUGCACUCAUCAAAUUUGACCCCUAUAUGUUGAUAAGCAAUGGUGUUGGAGCAAUUUCAGGUUUUCUCCAAUUGAUUUUGUAUGGUUAUUACUCAGUGAUGGGUUCAAAAGAAGAUGAUGAAAUUACAGAGAAAGAACCUAAGAAGAUUCAACUCUCCAACUUAAAUGGACUAUCCAACGUCUAA
Molecule: messenger RNA, 732 nt
Organism: Benincasa hispida (wax gourd)
Lineage: Eukaryota; Viridiplantae; Streptophyta; Magnoliopsida; Cucurbitales; Cucurbitaceae
Product: bidirectional sugar transporter SWEET5-like
Biological process (GO): carbohydrate transport
Cellular component (GO): membrane
Molecular function (GO): sugar transmembrane transporter activity
Source: RefSeq, a predicted model, not a curated record